CUCCUAAAUCUUCUCCAAACCAGCAGCAAAUCCAUCAUCAAUGGCUGCCACUUCCUUUCAUUCUCUCUCAUCCAUUCUUCAUACAUUCCCUUAAUAUUUCCAAAAUCUCAAUUUUCAAAAAAAUCCAUUACAAAUGUCUAUUUUCCCAAGGCAGGCAGGAUGGCCUUCCGGAGGACCUCCUCCUCUCCAUUACAUCUCCUUGGCCACCUGUCUCUCUCUCUCCUUCUCCUCUCCGCCGCCGCCAUUCCCGCCGCCUCUCUCCGCCGUCCGCCACCGCAAAUUCCCCUUUUCCGGGAAGCACCCGCUUUCCGAAAUGCCGAUUCUUGCAAAACCCAAAUCCACAUCUCAAUGACCCUCGACACUAAUUACCUCCGAGGAACAAUGGCCGCAAUCUUCUCAAUCAUCCAACAUUCAACCUGCCCAGAAAACGUUGUUUUCCAUUUCCUCUGGUCUCGGGUCGACCCAAAUAUCUCAUCAACAAUUCGCUCAACCUUUCCUUAUCUCAAAUUCAUGAUCUACCGUUUCGACCCGAAUAGGGUCCGUCAUAAGAUAUCAAAAUCAAUCAGACAAGCAUUAGAUCAACCGUUAAACUACGCCCGUAUUUAUCUAGCGGAUAUACUCCCGAGUCACGUUAACCGGGUUAUCUAUCUUGAUUCGGAUCUCGUCAUGGUCGAUGAUAUUAACCUCCUCUGGGAGGUCAAUUUGGAAAACAAAGUAUUGGCGGCGCCGGAAUAUUGCCAUGCAAACUUCACGAAAUACUUCUCGGAUAGUUUCUGGUACGACAAAUCGUUGUCGGAGACAUUUAAAGGACGGCGGCCGUGUUAUUUUAACACCGGCGUGAUGGUGGUGGAUGUAAGGAAAUGGAGGCUGGGAUUGUAUACACAGAAAGUGGAGAAUUGGAUGGUGGUUCAGAAAAGGAAGAGGAUUUAUGAUCUGGGUUCGUUGCCUCCGUUUUUGUUGGUGAUGGCUGGAAAUAUUAAGGCGAUUGAUCAUCGGUGGAAUCAACAUGGGUUAGGUGGGGAUAAUAUUGAAGGGAAAUGUAGGAAUUUACAUCCGGGUCCGAUUAGUCUUUUACAUUGGAGUGGAAAAGGGAAACCUUGGUUAAGGUUGGAUUUGAGGAAACCUUGUAAUGUUGAUCAUCUUUGGGCUCCUUAUGAUUUGUAUCUUUCGGCUAAACAUUCGUUUGAGGAAUGA
Impatiens glandulifera is the source of this 1194-nucleotide messenger RNA. RefSeq names its product probable galacturonosyltransferase-like 4. The record is from RefSeq and is a predicted model, not a curated record. Bases 160 to 1194 code for a protein of 344 amino acids. Gene Ontology annotation, molecular function: glycosyltransferase activity. NCBI's taxonomy places the organism in Eukaryota, Viridiplantae, Streptophyta, Magnoliopsida, Ericales, Balsaminaceae. Gene Ontology annotation, cellular component: Golgi apparatus. The transcript has a single exon.